AUGUCGUUCGCGCACCGCACGCCGCGGCCCGCCCCGCUCAGGCGGCCUGCCAAUCUUUCACCGCCUCUUGAAGACGCCUGUUUUCAACCACCCAGCCGCAAGCGGCUCCGUCUGGAGGAGGCGGGUGGUGUCCCUGAGGCGGGGUGGCGGCUGCCAUGGGUGCCUCGCUUGUCUGAGGUGGAGAAAGCCUGGGAGUUGUCGCCCAGACCCUUCAAGGCGCUCCUCUUUUUAACGAAUGCCAUUUUUGACGACGCCACAGAUUCUCGUGUGGAGAAAGCCGUCAACGAGAAGCAGCUAGGUCGUCAGGGAUGCCCACGCGGCGAGUUUCCCAUGGACAGCUGUGGGCAGGCUCUCCCCUCAGGAAGUUCAGGCUGUGGGCUGGGGGCUCCAGGAGGGGUCGAGUCAGGACCCUCCGGCACAGAGCGGGUGGGAGAGCGCCUCAGGGUCAAAGCCCAAGCAGAAAUCGGCCACCUUGUGCCCCGCGCACAACUUGAGGCGGGAAAACGGCAUUUAGUCCAAGAGGGAGACGAUGUCCCGAGAGGCAAGGGUUACAGAAGGCAGGCAGAAAAUCCCUUUUUGGAUGUUACCUUUUUCAGGGAAACUAAAUCAUCGUCUCAAGAAAUUAGGAACAGAUGUAAUGUUGACAGUGUUAUGUCAUCAAAUAUAAAAGAAAAUAACGUUUCAUCAUCUAUACUAAAAAUAUCAAAAUCCCCAAACCAGCCCAGCUUGGAAAUUGCUAAACCAAGUUAUUUUAGAGAUCGUAGCACAAUGAGAAUCCCUAAUUUUCCAUCUGAUUUAAAUAGCAAAAUGUCCUUUAUCUAUUUAAAGGAAAUAGCAGAGAAAAAGAAUGACAAAUCUGAGGCAUAUGUUAGGGAUUUCACAAACAUUUACUGGUCCCAAAAUAGACCUGCUGUUAAGAAGCAAAAGUUACAAGAUGAUGCAAAAAGUGUGGAUAUGAAAAAAAUUUUUUCUGAGUGUUAUGAAAGUAAUCACCAGUCACUCAGCAACCAAAAUAAUUUUGAAAGAAAAAAAGAUUUGAUCGGCUUAAACUACUAUAAUCACAGUAGUACCAAGUGUGAUGUAAGACACUGUAAAAAGAAUUUCACUAUAAUACUAGAAAAUGCUAAUUGGGAAGAAGCAAAAACACACCUGGGUAGUUACUUCCUUAGCAACUUGGAAGUAACUCAAAGCUGGGACUGUAUCACUAGACAUAUUUUGAAAGUAAAUGGGAAAAAUUUAGAGAUUAUAAAUAAUCAUAGGAUUAAGUGUGAAAAUAUGAAAAGAUCUAGAGAAAAAUUUAAUUUACUACAAUUAUUUAAAAUGAGUCUGUUAAGCAAGGAAGGGUAUCACAAUACGAUAGUCAUGAAUGUGUUUGAAAAACAAGCAAAGCCUUUCAUGAUAAGAAUACUGGGUAGCCAGAAAACUUUACUAAAAGCUCUUUGGUUAUAUUGUAAAGGAGAAAAUAAUAUGCUAGAGUUGAGAUGUUGUACUAUACAGAAAUACUUUCAUGUAAGCCACAUUUUUCGAAGUGUUAUUACAGAAAUUCUUAAUUUUCAUAAAAAUAUUUCAGGAAAUCAAAAAGAUAAUAGAAUUUUGACCUGGUAUAACAUUUUGAAGUACAAAAAGCAAGCUGUUGUUCAAAAUCUAAUAACCAGGAACACGAAUGCCGUUAUAAAGAGGAGCAUUUUAAACAUAUACUUACAAACCAUUUUUGAACUUUUAAGAAUCACUAUGAAAGCCAGUAGAACUUCUUUGGUUAAUAACUUCGACUAUUUAACAAGACUUGAAAAUGACCCUGAAUUAGAAAAGGGAUGCCUUCUCAAAUGCAAACCGUAUUUGAAUUAUCUCAAAAUUAUGAUAGUGGAAAGGCAUACUGUAUAUCCAAUAAAGAUUUUAACUUUUUCAAGACAAUUAGAAGAGGUUAGGAAACCUACCAUAAAGAAAAGAAAGUUAUUUACAACUGAACAAGCUAUUGAUAGGUCUAAGGAAAAAAACAGUAAUUCUUUUAGCACAGCUAAUAAUAUGUGUUUUCCAAUUUUUGAAAUGUAUGAAAAAAAUCCUCUAAAGGACUUUGAUGACAUGAAAGGGAUUUCUUUGGCAAAAGAGAUUAGUUAUAAGAACAUAAAUGUGGCAAAUUUGGCUCCCUGUAGUUCUAGUACAGUUACAACACAUAUAAAGUCUGAUUCACAAUAUAUACAGAACAACCAUGGGUGUGUAAGUGAAAAAUAUUAUGACAUAAAUAUGCACAACCAAGUGUUAGACAGUGAAAGAAAAUGGAAACAAAAAGAGAUCAAUAUGUUUAGUUCUAAGUGCAUAUUUGAAGAUUUCUUCAAUGUUAGACGAUGGGCUGUACCAGCAAGGCACAGCUCAAUGCAAAGUGCGGAGACGAAUGAUGUGAAUGCAAAUCAGGUGCUAAAUUUUGGGAAAUUGCUAAGUGAAAAAGAAGGAAAAAAUUAUGACUCAGUUUUAGAAGAGGAAGUAAAAGUCAGAGUACAAGGUUUAACAAACAGUUUCCAAGUUCAUAAAGAUGUUAAUAUAGAAAAAGAAGGAAAAGAUAGUAGCUUUCCAAUUGAUAGCAUGCUCUCUAUGCAGACAGUUUUAUUAAUGGGUACAAAAGUAGAUGUAGAAAAAAUGAAACCUGUUCAAAAUAAUACAAUUGACAGAAAUGAAUAUGAUAAUAUUUUGGAAGAAAGUGAGUUAACUACAAAUCAUUUUCAUCUGAAAAACAACUCCACAUUAUGUAUGAAUCAUCAGUUUGAAACUGAUUCCAGUGAAGCGAACAAAGAAUGUUUUCAGAACUUAACUGCUAAGUGUUUGUCAACAGAAUCUCUGACAAUGGUAAAAGAUUUUGAGAUGAAGAGUAAAUUCGAUUUGGUUCUUGAAGAACUUCAUAUGUUUCAUGAAAUUAGUAAGGAAAAUGAAGUUCUAAGCCAUGUUGAAACAAACAGUGAACAAGAAAAUUACUUUGGAGAAAGUACUGGUGUUGAGGAGGUAAAAAUGGAGAUGGAAAAAGAUUUGAAAACAGUGGCAGUCAAGAAAACAUGCACAUCUUCGCUCUGUGAUACCAUAGCAGGGCCUAAAGUGUAUAAAAGACACCAAAAUUUAUUUAAAUGGAAAAUGAUACCUUCUAACACAGAACAGGAAGCUCCUCAUGGGUGUUGGUAUCCAAGAACAUCAGAGGAAGGAUCUCUUUCUUCUACUUCUGAGGAAGGUUGUGAAAAACCUUUACGUACCUUUUCCCCUGGUGAAUGUAAAGAGGAAAAAUUGAAUUGCUUAUCAAGUGAAGGUAGUCAUUUUUCACAAGGCCUUUCAAGAGUACAACCUCUUAUGACAUGCAGCCGACCGAUCAGGAUUGGUUUGUCAAGAAAAGCCAAGCCAAAACAACUUCAUCCCUAUCUGAAAUAG
Molecule: messenger RNA, 3405 nt
Organism: Lepus europaeus (European hare)
Lineage: Eukaryota; Metazoa; Chordata; Mammalia; Lagomorpha; Leporidae
Gene: RAD51AP2
Product: RAD51 associated protein 2
Exons: 3
Coding region: 1-3405 (1134 amino acids)
Source: RefSeq, a predicted model, not a curated record